Messenger RNA from Larimichthys crocea (large yellow croaker), 1967 nucleotides. RefSeq names its product apolipoprotein O, b (gene apoob). Gene Ontology annotation, cellular component: MICOS complex. Lineage: Eukaryota; Metazoa; Chordata; Actinopteri; Sciaenidae. The record is from RefSeq and is a predicted model, not a curated record. Bases 24 to 665 code for a protein of 213 amino acids. Gene Ontology annotation, biological process: cristae formation. The transcript has 9 exons.
GUAGAAAGGCGAACGUCAGCUGGAUGAAGAUGUCAUUUGUGAAAGUGGUGUCGCUGUGUGUCGGAGCUCCGGCUGUGACGGGCCUGCUGUGCGGCUCGGUGCUGGCUGCAGGUGAGGCGAAGAAGAAGAGCUCACCUGAGCCUCCUCUGAGCAUCGAUGAGCUGCCAUCGUUGUACACCGCUCCUGAAGCACAGCCUCAGUACGAGCAGCCGGAGGCGGGUCAGCUGGAGCAGAGCGUCGCCUCACUGAGGAAAUGGGCCGAACCGUACACGAACCAGUGUCAGCAAACGGGCCAGGCUGCGAUGGAGAAAGUUGAGCGAGUUUACAGGACCGUGGAGCCCACGAUCAACACAUCCAUAACAAGAGUCACAGAUGCGUAUCAGUUCCUCAGUGACCCUCCUCCUGACCUUUACCCCAGUGUAGCGGUGGUGGGCUUCUCCGGCUUCUUGGGAUUAUUUUUGGCCAAAGGCUCCAAGGUGAAGCGACUCAUCUUUCCAGUCGGCCUCAUGGCUCUGAGCGCCUCCAUGUUUUACCCGCAGCAGGCAGCGUCUUUACUCAAGGUGAGUCGGGACUCGGCGUACAUGUGGGCUCAGCAGGGCCGCGGCUCCCUCGAGGCUCUUUGGAAAGAGCCGCCGUUUGGCAAAAAGAAGGAGAAGAAAGAAUGAAGAGACGGCAACGACACGAGGAGCUGAGACGACCUCGCCAUCCUGAGAGAAACACACACUUCCACCUGUAGAUCAACUCUAUGCAUCACACACACACACACACACACACUCCUGCCUCUCUCUUGAGUCAUUCCCAAACAUUCCAGUUAAUCCAGAUAAGUUUGUGCAUCUGUGUUUGCGCUCCACCUCCUCUGUAAUCACUCACAGUUUCUCCGUCGCUGACCUUGGCUUGUUCCAGUUUCUGUUUUGUCAAAUCAUCCAGACUUAAAGCUGCACAACACAACUUCACAGACAGACUUUUAAAACUCUAGAGCGCUGGAUCACGGAUUCGUCUUCACAGCACGGACGCUUGUAGUUUGAUUUAUUCUCUUCAGACUUCAGUUUAAGUUCAGAUGUUGUGUAAGUCCAACACAGCGACCACCAAGUCCCUUCAUCAUCUUAACGAUCCUGACAGAUCGAAGUCCAGCUCCGCUGCUUGUCUAAACAUCUUUCAGUUAGAAGACAUCGCCGUGGACACUGUGUGAAACUGCAAUGGACAUUUUUCAUGGACUGAUUAUUUAAUGAAUCCCUAAAGAGGAGUGUGACCAACGACUGAAGAUAUGAAUUGAAGGAAUCUUCCUGUUCCUGCCACAACUGCUGAGGUUAUAUGUUGCUCAGCUGGGUCCAAAAACACCACUAACAUGUCUCAAAGUGUUUUUACAGGAGUUAUUUAGUGGAUUAUUUCUUGGUAGCUUCCUUAAAUGUCACUUUUAAACUUCAUUUUAUCCAACAGAAGUAGUCACUGAUGUCCAAACUUCACAUGGCACCAAACCACGAGCAGAAAGCGAUUGUGUAAACACAAGGAGAGCGAAAACAUGCACAACUUGAACUCAUUCACUCUUGACCUGCUUUCAGAGGAGGGAUUGCCAUAGGGGGGGUGAAUGAGUGCUUGACCUGAGGAUGGAUGCUUGUUGGGUGGAGAUGGAUGGUUAACUCAUGAGCUUCAGAGGAGCUGGCAGGUGGAUCUUGUGCUUGAACUCUUCCUUUAGAAGUUUGACGGGCUGCUUCUGUUUUUAUGAGCCACAUUAUACAACGCCAAGAUAGCGUGCUCACACUUUACUGUUUCAAACAUGUCGACAUAUUUAUGUUGCGUUCACGUCGCAGUUUGAUGCUGAUAACACGUCGGUAAAGGGCCAAACAAUGUGUGAUUCACUUAUCAAUGAGCUGAAUGUGAACGUGUUGAUCGUCCAUGUCUAAUAAUGCACUGUACAUACGCUGUAUGAGGUUUGAUCUUGAUGUAAUUAAAUCUGACAUCUGACUGGA